Messenger RNA from Dentiscutata erythropus, 453 nucleotides. The record is from the annotation of a GenBank genome assembly. NCBI's taxonomy places the organism in Eukaryota, Fungi, Glomeromycota, Glomeromycetes, Diversisporales, Gigasporaceae.
AUGGAUCCAAAUAGAACAAGACCGAUUUUGACAGUUGCAAAUUAUUUAUCAACACUUGAUGAUCCGCUACUCUGGGGAAGUAUUCCCUUUAAGAAUUUUCUUAGUCUUCAUAGGGCCCGCUGGACGCUUGGUGCUCAAGAAAUAUGUUUUACUACACCUAUACUUUCAAGAUUCUUUGCUCUCGGUCAAGUUAUACCAACUGUUCGUUGGCUUGAAAAAGUAAUGCCUAAAGAGAGAGAUCAUACAUGGAUUCCAUUAUUUGGUGAAAAUGUUGUCAUUGUAUAUGGUGAUCCAAUUGAUUUUAAAGAUAUUCUCGCCAAUUAUCAUACUGGAAAGACUGAUGAAGUUACAACGCGAAUCAUUAUUACUAAUGUGAUAUUUCGUACAAUGGCUGAAUUAAAAAAAAAGUCAGAGUUAUUAGAGGCCAAAAAGUUUAAAGAAAGUUAUUCAUGA